AAGUGUGUCGGCUGUCGGGUUGUCGCAGCGUAGCGGGUGAGGGUGGGACGCCCAUAUCGAUCCCUGCUAUUGGCGGCCGCUGCACCAGUAGUCAGUACUCUUGAUAACCUGAUAGUGUUCGGUACAUCGUCGUCGUCGCAGAUCACCGGCGUCCUCAUGAUUGGCACCUUCUGGAACCUGUGCCGAGCUUGUCCUUCGAUGCCGGUCGACAAGCUUCACUCAGAAUACAGAAGCACAUAUCGCUGGCACGAGUACACUGGACCUAGACAAGAGAUUAUCCGCAAACCACCCCAAUCCCAGCCCCAGGGAUCGUCGGCUCCAGCUAGGUUCCCUGAUGAAGAUCUACAGAGACCUGACGCCUCGGCAGACCAACCUGCAGGGCAGGGCGGUUUCGAGCCGGCGCUACCCCGGCGCAAGAAGAACCCGGCCUUGGCAUACAAGACGCAUGAGUUUCUGGCUAUGUCUGAUGGCGUCGGGUCCAACGACUCCUUGGAUGCAAGCCUCAUCGUCGAUCGUGCUCGGUCCGAAGAACGGAGUGGCCACCGAGACAGAGGCCCUUCCCGACGUAGCAAGUCCGAAGGGCCUCCCGGAGAGUCAGAGUACCGUACUCGAUAUCUGAGCCCUAAAGCUCGUUUACGAAACAUGAACAUGCGGUGUGACUCUGAGCUAUACAACUCUGAACAGGACGCUUCCUUGGUGAUGAUAGCGACAGUUCAGCCUAGUGGGGGAGCAUUAAAGAAUGCCAUCUCUCGAAUAAGCACUGAAUACCGACUGCAGUUCGCUUGGCCGAAGGGGUCAAAGGAGAGGUCAGAAGACAAGAAUACAGGACCUCCACGAAAGUCCCUGUCCAUGGGAGCUAUCAAGCCAGCAGGGAACAUAAUGCCACUGAACACUGCCAUUGCCGCAGUUCACAAGAAGAGGAUCACUGACGCUGAUCGUAAAUUUGGGCCAGAGCUAGAACCUCUGGUUGGCUGGGGGGCGGACUCUCAGGACGAUGGAUGUAUGCAGGACGACGGAGGAGAAGAAAAGAUUCAGGAAGAAUCUCUAAGUAAAGAAGAGAAGAAACUUAGUCAAGCUGGGUUCAAUAGUGAAUACAAGAAAAAAUUCCGGCCAUUUUCUCAGUAUGAAUAUGUAGAAGGCAAAUUUAAAGCCAAGGAGAAGCCAGAGCCAUUAAUAGUUCAGGAUGGUGAUUCGUGGUACCGAGAAGUAUUGGAGCUACGCAAGAAAGCUGGAGAGUACAAACAUCGAGGAUGGGGUACGGAGCUGGUUCCUCAACACAUCGCCGAGUUGUACAACAAGCAGAUGACACUGUGGGAACAAGUCUCACGAAGAAGCUCUUUAUCAGCUCUUAGUCUGGCUUCCACUACUCCUAGAUCAAUAAGUAAAGAGGAAAAAGAAAAGGAGAAUAACAAGAAGAGUUCACCAACAAAGCCAUCCUGGUCUCGCCAAAGCCCUAGUCGGCAUAUCAGUCCACAGAAAAAGGUUGAGAAAUCAGAUGAUAAUCGGAAGGAAAGUGUCAGAUCCAGAAAGGAAGCAGGAAUUCGUCAUCAUUUUGAGAGAACUACUGGGGCAGUUGAUGGGGUGUUGUUGCAAUCACCAACCCGCGAGAAACUUGAACCUGUUAUUCCUCGACGCAAGGAAGAUAAUACCGAAGUUAGCAAGAAUGCUCAAAAAUCAAGUCACUAUACGUCAGGGAGGUCCCAGUCCGUUGGUCCCACUACCACACACUCUAGCGAGAACCGUUCACCAAAGAGAAGCGCAAGGGGUGGCCCAGCAAGCAAGGUGCAAGCUAACGGACCAAUCUCUGAGAAGAGGACGAGGCCUACCACCUUAACCACCACUGCCCCUUCCCGAACCAAAAGUAGCUCAGGUAGCAGAAGAACACCAAAAAGUGGUACACCCAGAACCGGUUUCAAAGCCAAAGAACAAGCAACCAGCGAAGCAGAAACUGUGGAGAAUGAGCCGGAAGAAACGGAACCAAUAAUUGACAUGGAGCCGGUGGUGAAGUCCCCUCCAGAACCGACCAGAGUCAAAUCUCCAGAACAGAUUUUGAUGCGUUCUCCCGAACCGGUUAACUGGACAGUUCCUCUGGACACUGGGAAAACCUUCACGGUCACACAAAAUGUUCAUGAAGCCUUACCAUAUGUGAAGUUUUGCCGAGGAGACCUGAUAACAAGGCCACACAGCGAAAUAAAAGCUUGGACCCCCCCAGCUGCGCCCCCCCUGGCUCCCCAGUCUGCUCCCCCCCAACUGCCAGAGCCUGAAGGUGAGCCUAACAGCCCCCCUCCGGAUAAAACUGACUUGUUUGAACCAGAACUGUCUGUGCCUCUUCAACAACCUGUUACAGUUUAACUUUAGCACUAAACAAAAAUGUUUUCCAUAGUAUUUAUUUUAGCCUUUGUAUUGAAUAGGAAUGAGAUUUUUAAAUGCAAAUGUCUGGUCUAGAUGAAGAGUAUUUAAGCAUUUAAAACUUGAAAAAUGAUUGCUUGGUCGAAAUAUUAUAAUGAAUUGGUCAAGUUCUUUUAAAAUUGCCAUCAUAAAGAAAUGAUUUUAGAAGUACAGUUUGGGGCAAUGAGAACUAUACAAUUUAUUUUAGCCCCCAGAUGAUAAAUAUUGCAACAAUGAGGGAACACCUGUGCUCAUAAACAAAAUUUAACGAUACCAUUUUAUUAAACACGGCGUUUUGAAACAUCGUGCUUUUGCUGUGGAAACGGUUUUUAAGAAUAAUAAUUCUUUUAUAAAAACACAGAGAUUGUAUAGGAAGUAUUACAAUAUUCAUCAAUAUUGAUCAUUUAGAUGAACGGUGUCAACCCAAAAAAAGUGUGGUGAAAGCCAUAAACCUGUUCACACACCGGCCAAUGUGGAGAGGGUACGAACCACAGUCAGUUAAAGUCUAAAGAGGUCUACCAGGAAGCAGUCCUUGGCACUUCAAGUUUCUAGGAGAUUUCUUGGAAGGAUCUUGCAUCAAGAUCUCCAUUUCUACCUGUAAAAGAUACAAGUCGUGCAAGAACUUAAUGAACCAAACAGAUACAAAGCAGCUCUACUUCCAGCAGGAUUGAACCACUGCCCUCACAGCCAUGAACACACUAAGAGACAAUUUUGAAGGUUGUUUUUGAUCUCAAGAUUUGGUGACAUAUCCUGGCCAGCUUGAUUUCCAGAUCUGUCCAUGUGUGAUUCAUUUUCAUGGGGCUACUUAAAGUAUAAGGUUUUUCAAAGUCGGCCCAGGGACCUGCUCGAAAUCAGACAGAGAAUUGCUGAAGAAGUUCAAGCGAUUCAUCAAGAAAUACUUGAAAGUGUAUUCGACAGUUUUUUUAAGCGACUCGAAGAAUGUCAACAUUUUCAAGGAAGUCACUUGAAGGGUGUUGUUUUCAAGAUAUGAAAUAAUGACUUAUCCAGGACAAAAUGGUAGAUUACCUUUGUUUUGAUGGGUUUUUUUUAUCUGUAGUGUAAGAAUUGUAGGUUUUGUGUUGUAUAGUUCUCGUUGCCCCACCAUGUAUAAGAAGCACAAGGGUUUACAUCGUACCAAAACCGAUAAAACCCCUGGAUAAAAUGUUAAAACUUGGCUUUAAAUUUCAUCAUCUAAAAAACUUGACUGUAAAUAAUUCUUUGCAGUUUAUGAAACUUAAAUCUAUGACAAAGAAUGUACUUGAUAAAUGGGCUACAAAAACACCCAUUGCAUAAAUAAAGUACAAAUUUUCUCAUCAAACUGCUGUUUUAAUCACUUUUUUGUAAAAUUACUUUUUUAGAAGUAGAAGCACAGAUGAAAUAAUAAUAAAUUAGACUUGUUUUGUCAAUGGUAUACGUAAUAUAUGUGAGCCAACAUAAUGAAUAAUCUGAACCUCUCCUUGAGUGUUGUUUACAAAUAUAUAUUGCCCAAUAAUUCUCCAGUUCACUUUUAUCAAUCAUAGAAAUCUGCAGUGUUUUUCUUUUCUAAUAAGUUUCAAGCAAUUUAAUUUAAAUUUUAUGAGAUACCAUUAUUUGCUUAUUCAGUGGAACUUAAGCGACAAACUUAUUUAUUAUACAGUAUAUUGGACAAUUUGAAAAUAAUAAUCACGAAUAAUUAAUUUGAUGCAGAUCAAAGUCCUCAAAUAAUUUUCUACCUAUGACCAAUAAUAGUAUUUAUUUUAGCUGUGGUUUGAGAUUCUUUUUUUUCUAUCUAAACUGUUUCAAGCAAGAACUAAAUUAGAUGUCAUAGUAGUGAAAUCUAUAUAGUAAGUAAAUACAAUGGCAUAUUAUAUAUUUUAUCUAUGUUAUAGUAUUAUACGAAUAAUCUUAGAAAAUGUGUUUUUAUUUGCCUUUAGGUAAAAAUUCUGUAAAUUUGAAAAUUGUUUCAGUAGUUAUUAAC
This is a messenger RNA of Macrosteles quadrilineatus (aster leafhopper), 4345 nucleotides long. Its product is annotated as nuclear protein MDM1. Gene Ontology annotation, molecular function: microtubule binding. The transcript has 17 exons. The record is from RefSeq and is a predicted model, not a curated record. Bases 157 to 2352 code for a protein of 731 amino acids. Gene Ontology annotation, biological process: negative regulation of centriole replication. NCBI's taxonomy places the organism in Eukaryota, Metazoa, Arthropoda, Insecta, Hemiptera, Cicadellidae.